Molecule: messenger RNA, 1745 nt
Organism: Harmonia axyridis
Lineage: Eukaryota; Metazoa; Arthropoda; Insecta; Coleoptera; Coccinellidae
Product: facilitated trehalose transporter Tret1-like
Exons: 7
Coding region: 62-1651 (529 amino acids)
Biological process (GO): transmembrane transport
Cellular component (GO): membrane
Molecular function (GO): transmembrane transporter activity
Source: RefSeq, a predicted model, not a curated record
GGCGAGGCAAUCUCCUAAUGGGCGUGGGGGGAGUAUAUAAACAAUCACCAAGUUCACGUCAAUGAGAGUGAAACAUAUAGGUAGUGUGACAUUUUUAAUAGGAAGUGUACAGGGUGAAAUUAUGUUUGGUGCUAUCAAAUCGGAUAAAAGUAAAGAAAAAGGGUUGGACAUGACAAAUAAUAACAAUAAUAACAACAAUAUAAGUGACAGCAAAGAGUACACACCUCUUGAUAAGCAAAAAGAUGUAGAUGUAAACGAAAAAUGUGGAAUUCUGACUCAGUGUAUGGUGACUUGUGCAGUAAUGAUGAGUUCAGCAGGUUGUGGUAUGCCUGUUGGAUACUCAGCCAUUCUUCUUCCACAGCUAUCUCAUGACAAUGAAACCAUACAUAUCGAUGAUGAGCAAGGUUCUUGGAUAGCUAGCAUACAUUCCGCUGCAACCCCAUUUGGAUCGAUUCUUAGUGGAAUACUGAUGGAUGCUUAUGGUCGCAGGUUCACUCUUCAGGUGGCUUCGUUUCCUCUAAUCAUUGGUUGGUUCCUAAUAGGAUUCUCUCCUAAUUAUUUGGUGCUCUUACUUGGGAGGUUCAUCGCAGGUUUGUCAACGGGUCUUACUGCAGCAACUGGACAGGUUCUUGUGGGUGAAAUAACACAACCUCAUCUCCGAGGAAUUCUCUGCUCCCUUCCUUUUGCCAGUUAUUCUUUCGGUAUUCUAUUAGUAUAUACUUUUGGAUACUUUUUACCAUGGAGAUAUGUAGCUGUUCUGAGUGCCGUUCUACCUAUUUUAUCUUUGCUGCUUUUCUUUUUUCUGCCUGAAAGUCCCAUUUGGCUGAUGCGUCAUGGUAGAUUGGAGGAAGCCAAGCAGGCAUUAACCUGGCUCAGAGGCGGAAACGUGAAUAUGGCUAAAGAAGAAGCAACACAAAUCAUGGAAAGAAUGGAAGCCGAUCAAAAAGGAGAUUCUAAAAUUGGUGUAUGGAGGACACUACUAAGGCCUGAAGUGCUCAAACCUUUCGUCAUCAUGAACAUGUUCAACCUACUGCAAAUCUUAUCAGGAACCUACUUAGUAGUUUUUUAUGCUGUCGAUAUGCUUAAACAAGUAGAGUCAAUUUCUAUCGAUAAAUUUUUGGCUGCAGUAUGGACUGCAAUGGCCAGAUUUGUAUUCACGAUAGUAGCGAUUUUUAUGUUGAGCCAAGUGGGAAGGAGAUCAUUAGCUUUGACAUCUGGAAUUGGUACCAGUAUAGCAGCGCUGAUUUUCGCCUCUUUUGAGUAUCUCAAUUGUCAAAAAAGUGGUCAGUUCGCAGCGUUUUCGAUUCUCAUCUAUGUGGCCGUUAAUACUGUAGGCUUCAUGAUCUUGCCAGGUGUACUAAUCGGGGAAUUGUUCCCAGCUAGAAUUCGAGGCUUUGCCGGAGGCCUAUCUUUCACGAUUUUUCAUUUUGCCAUGUUUGUAUCCGCGAAGAUAUUUCCUCUCAUAAGACAAACGAUAGGCAUUUCUGGGGUUUUCUGCAUUUUUGGAAUAUCCUCCACCUUAGCUAGCAUAUUUUUGUAUUUGAUGUUACCCGAAACGAAAGGAAAAACAUUAGGAGAAAUUGAAGACUAUUUCAGAAACAAAAACGUAUUCUGGAUAACAAGAAAAAACAAAAAUUGUGGAGAUAGAUGACAUAGACUGAUUUUCUUUAGGUUAAGUUACCAGAACUGUAUGUUUAGCUUUAAGAUAUUUAGGUAUUUAUGAUAAAAUUAAAUCUUUUACUAAA